This is a messenger RNA of Daktulosphaira vitifoliae (grape phylloxera), 1993 nucleotides long. RefSeq lists its product as uncharacterized. The record is from RefSeq and is a predicted model, not a curated record. Lineage: Eukaryota; Metazoa; Arthropoda; Insecta; Hemiptera; Phylloxeridae. The transcript has 5 exons. Bases 1020 to 1703 code for a protein of 227 amino acids.
UGCAACUAUCAGCAGUCACAACCUGCAUAUGAAAAUUCAUAGCGGUUUACAGUUUAGUUGUGAUGUAUGUUCAAAGACUUUUAAUAGAAAAAGCACUUUAAUAAGACAUCAACUGUUACAUAACAACCCUAAGCCAUUACAAUUAAAUGAACGAAAUGUUAUAAAACCUACAAUUAUUGAACCGAUGAAAAGCGUUACAAUACCUUAUUGGGAACCUUCGACUUCUGCACAUGUAAAUAAAGGUAAGAAAAAUUUACGUAUUAUUUAACGUGCUAAAUAUUAUAACUCUCCUAAACGUCGUAAUUGAUUAUUUUAGAUUCUAUGCGAAGCUGAGAAGGUAUUAAUUUUACUAUGAUGUGUUUUUUUAUUUAUUUUUAUUUUUUUGUGUCUGUAUACGCUCAAUCUCAGCUCUCACUGAACCGAUUUAAAUGAAUAAUAUGUCACAUGAUCACAAAUCGUAUCUAGUUGAAGACAUUACCCUCAGAAAUUGAAAAAAAUUCCCUCGUUCCCCGUAAAUGGGGGAAAUCCCCCAAAAAAUUACAAAUUUAAAAAUCGCUAAUUUUCGACAUUUUUUCAUUUUUUUUUUACUUAAAAUUGCUAUAACUUUUUUAAAAAUGACCGAAUCAAUAUAAUUUUUUUUUUUAUAGAUACCUUAGAUAUUUAUCUAUUAUUUUCUAUAUUUUUGUGAACAUUUGACCCUUUACAAGCCAACAGCGGUUACCUAGAGAUAGGUUUAAAUGGAGCGAAAAGAAUUUAAGUGUUCCAACAGUCUUAAAACUCCUAGAAAAAACAUCGGAUGAUUCAAGUACAGGAUUUAUAUUGGAAGUUGAUGUUUCAUAUCCAACUCAUUUUCAUGAUAAUCAUAAUGAUUUACCAUAUUUACCUGCUAAAAAAAUACCAAUAGGCUCGAAAUUUCCCAAACUUUUGGCCACAUUGGAUAAUAAAAAAAAUAUAUAGUACACUACAAUUCUUUAAAGCAAGCGUUACAGGCUGGAUUGGUUUUAGAAAAAGUGCACCGUAUGAUUGAAUUUAAUCAAUCACCUUGGCUCGCAAGUUACAUUUUUUUGAAUACAAGGAUGAGAUUGAUUGCGAAAAAUACUUUUGAAAAAGAUUUUUACAAACUUAUGAACAAUUCAGUGUUUGGUAAAACGAUGGAGAACGUUCGCCUAAGAUUAAAAAUGGAGCUUAUGAGCAGCGAGGCAAGGUACAGAAAACUCGUUAAUUUACCCAACCAUAAAGGCACAACCAUAUAUGGUGACAACCUGUGUGCUGUACAUUUGCAUAAAGAUGAUUUAGUUUUUGAUAAACCCAUGUACAUAGGAUUCGCCGUUUUAGACAUAUCCAAAACUCUAAUGUACGAUUUUCACUACGGCACCAUGAAAGCAUUAUAUGGAGAAAACAUUGAACUCCUAUACAUGGACACGGAUUCGUUGAUAUACUUGGUGAAAACAAAAAAAUUCUAUGAGAACAUGGAACGCAAUCAAGGUUUUUUUGAAAAACUUGAUACUUCAAACUAUCAUGUUAACCAUCCAUGUUACCGCACAGAGCGUUGCAAGAUUCCCGGCACUUUUACUGACGAGACCGGCGGAGAGUUUAUUUCAGCGCAUGUUGCGCUAAGAUCUAAAGCAUAUGGUUUUAUUCAAAAUAUUAAAGAGAUUAUCAAAGCCAAAGGAGUGGCCUAUCAUGCCGUAAAAAUCAUAUAAUAUUUGAAAAUUAUAAGGAGUGCCUUUUUCAAGGAAUAAUAGAUUUACCCGAAGAUUAUACUCCUUAUAGAGAAAUGCGAUCCUUUAAAUCGUACAAACAUCAAAUUAAGUCUAUUGGUAGCACAAAGCAAGCGUUAAAUAGGCACGACGAUAAGAGGGUUGUGUUAAAGAAUCAGAUUUAUACCUUAGCACAUGGGCACUACAAAAUUUAGGGUUUGAGACAGCAAGGCGGAUUGGCAAACUUUUGUAUUUAAUCAUACUUUGUAUCUAUGUAAAAUAUUUGUAUUAUA